Messenger RNA from Torulaspora globosa, 360 nucleotides. It is a transcript of the gene MZM1, whose product is annotated as Mzm1p. NCBI's taxonomy places the organism in Eukaryota, Fungi, Ascomycota, Saccharomycetes, Saccharomycetales, Saccharomycetaceae. Gene Ontology annotation, biological process: mitochondrial respiratory chain complex III assembly. The transcript has a single exon. The coding region runs from base 1 to 360 and encodes 119 amino acids. The record is from RefSeq and is a predicted model, not a curated record.
AUGAGCAGCAAUCUGAGAGCUUUGAACGCGUACAGACAUGGUCUGAGGGCCACCAGAGUGGUUUUCCAAGACGACACAAGAAUGCUCUUGGCAGCUAGACAGAAAAUGAGAGACGGGAUGACCAACCCACCCAACCCAGAGCUUCCGAUUGACAAGCAGAUUGAGCAUUUGGAGGAAAUAGCACGGUUCCUGAGGCAGAACUUGGUCCAGGGGACCAAGACCGGCCCGGAGGAGAAAUAUCAUCUCAACAUUCACAGGGAAACGGAACUGGGAGACAACGAAUCGAUUAAGCAGACUAAGCAAACUCUGGCAUCGCAAGGGGGCGGAUGCUGUGGUGGCGGCAAGAAUCUGUAUAAGUGA